Messenger RNA from Hibiscus syriacus, 530 nucleotides. Its product is annotated as cysteine-rich and transmembrane domain-containing protein WIH2-like. Lineage: Eukaryota; Viridiplantae; Streptophyta; Magnoliopsida; Malvales; Malvaceae. Bases 142 to 441 code for a protein of 99 amino acids. The transcript has 3 exons. The record is from RefSeq and is a predicted model, not a curated record.
UAUCCAGUUCCCUUCGGUUCACACAAAGCGUUGUUUAUCAGGAAAAAUAUUUUCCCGGAAAGAGAAGGAAAGGAAACAGAGGGGGAGAGAGAAAAUAUACUUCUCGUUGAAACUAUUUGCAGGAAAAUCAGUUAGAAAACAAUGAGUUAUUACAAUCAGCAACAGCCUCCGGUCGGUGCUCCCCCUCCUCAAGGUUAUCCACCGGAAGGAUAUCCGAAGGACGCUUAUCCACCACCGGGAUAUCCUCCACAGCAAGGAUAUCCUCAAGGUUAUCCUCCUCAGGGAUAUCCUCCUCCUUAUGCCCCUCAAUAUGCUCAGGGGGCCGCCGCCUCAAAAACAGCAGAGCACUGGUUUAAUGGAAGGCUGUUUGGCUGCUCUGUGCUGUUGCUGCCUGCUGGAUGCUUGCUUCUGAAGAACCGAGCUUUUGCCGACCUUAAUUGAAUCAAAUGCUCCUCAUUUUCGCAUGUAUCUUUCCUCUUUUCUUUCUUCUUGUUUUCUUUAAUAAUUGAAUCGGCCCUUUGCUUGGAUUU